ACUGCAGCCUCAAAGCCCUACCUUCACAAAAGCCCUGCUUUCUCCGUCGCGCAGCGUCCCUCGCCGCUCUCUCUCAAUCCUCUGUGUCGUCUCUCACAGACCCACAAGCGAGGAUCAAGUUUUCAUCUUCUUCAACAAGUUUGGUGUGUAGGGAAUAUCAAGCCUGCUUGGUCCUUCUUAUGUGGCUUUCCAGAUGUGAGGUGUUGAUAUCAGUCUUGGUACACAUAGAAUAAGUUAUUAUGGGGGCUUCUCGUGCUCAGAUCAAUAAGGCUCACAAGAGCCGGUUUGCCUCUAAAUCAUCUCGACAAGUUCACAAAACUUCUGGCCUGGAUAGGAGGGGAAUUUCCAAAACCAACCAACAGAAUGUCUUGAAGGGUGCUCGUGCUACUCGUAUUCAACGAAACAAAAUGUUGCGUGAUAAAAAACGGGCUGCCAUUUUGAAGGAAAAGAGGGCCUCUACUGGAUUCGCAAGCCCUCCUCGUGUCAUUGUCCUGUUUGGCCUUUCUUCAUCUGUGGACGUUAAAUCUCUUUCAGAUGGUCUCCUGACAUUGCUAUCGUCUGAAUAUGAGGAAAAUGGUGCUUUGGAGUUUGAUAACAGAGUGGGAGCCAUGACCAUCUCUUCGCCCACAUUCAAGUUUCGAGCCACAAUUAUGGAAGCUCCUCAUGGAGAUCUCACGUCUUGCAUUGAAAUGGCUAAGGUUGCUGAUCUGAUUGCUUUUGUGGCAUCAGCGAGCUCUUCCUCUGAAGGUAGAUCUAAUUCUAAUAGUUACAUUGAUUCUUUUGGGAGUCAAUGCCUCACUAUCUUCAGAGCACUAGGCUUACCCAGUUCAGCUGUUUUGAUUCUUGACCUACCUACCGAUCAAAAAAAAAGAAGCGAAACGAAGAAGACAUGCACAUCUAGUCUUUCUUCUCAAUUCCCUGAGGAUUGCAAGUUCUUUCCAGCUGAUUCAAAGGAGGAGCUGCGUAAAUUCUUAUGGCUUUUGAAGGACCAACGUCUCACCACGCCUCAUUGGCGAAGCAUGCGACCCUAUGUUAUGGCUCAUGAAGUUGAGUUCAUUGCUGAUGAUUCUUCGCCAGGGAAGGCCACUCUCCAUCUCUCAGGCUAUGUACGUGCUCACAAUCUCUCUGUGAACCAGUUGGUUCAUGUUUCAGGAGCUGGGGAUUUUCAGUUAUCUCAAAUUGAUGUUGUCAAGGAUCCUUUUAGUCAGAGUGAGUAUAAAUAUCACGCAAAUUCCAUGGAUUUAGACAAUUCGUCUGGUCCAAAGGUUGUUCUUUCCCUAUUUCCUGAUGCUUCAAAGCAAGAGCCCUUGCUUGUUGAAAACAUACCAGACCCUCUUGCUGGAGAGCAGACUUGGCCAACAGAAGAAGACCUAGCUGUGGCUGAUGAGAAGAGAGAAAGAAUGGUGAGAAAGAAGACUUUUCUUCCUAAAGGCACUUCUGAUUACCAGGCUGCUUGGAUUGUGGCUGAUGAAAUAGAUGAUGACAACUCUGUUGAAAGUGAAGAAGAAGAGAAUAAUCACAUGGUAUUGGAUGAGGCAGAUAAUGAAGGAGGAGGUGACCACUUUGAUCGAUUAGCCCCUGAUGAAGACCACAUAUAUGGUUCAUUUAGCAUGAGAGGUUUCGAUGAAGAAACAGAGGUGGGUACAACUAUGACUGAAGAUGAGAAUCUAACAAAGGAGGAUAUUGAAGCUGAGAUGAAAAGAUUGAAAGAAGCUCAUGCAGAUGAUGAACAAUUUCCUGAUGAAGUGGACACGCCAGUCGAUAUUGAAGCUCGUAAGCGUUUUGCAAAGUACAGAGGCCUCAAGUCUUUUAGAACCUCUUCAUGGGACCCCAAAGAAUCUUUACCAGUAGAAUAUUCCAGAAUAUUCACCUUCAGUAAUUUCUUGAAAACCCAAAAACAGGUUUUUAGGAAGGCCAAAGAAAUGGAUGAAGGGGCCUCAGAUGAGUGUGUGCCUGUAGGUUCAUAUGUGACACUUCAUAUCAAGCAAGUGCCUGUUGUUGUUGCCUGUGAUCUUCAAACCAUGUCAAAAACAAGGCCAAUUGUUUCAUCUGGGCUUUUCCAACACGAGUCGAAAAUGUCAGUUUUGCACCUCAGCAUUAAGAAACACGCCUCAUAUGACAAUCCUAUCAAAUCCAAGGAAGCCCUAACCUUUCAUGUUGGGUUUCGCCAAUUCAGUGCUAGGCCUAUAUUCUCAUCCGAUAAUUUAAACUCAGAUAAGCACAAAAUGGAGAGGUUCUUGCAUCCUGGUCAAUUUUCUGUGGCCUCGAUUUAUGCCCCAAUUUCAUUUCCUCCUUUGCCUCUUAUUGCUUUGAAAGAGAGGAAAGGGGAGGCUUCUUUUGGGCCUUCAGUUGCUGCCAUUGGUUCAUUGAGAAGUAUUGAUCCAGAUCGGAUCUUAUUGAAAAAGAUAAUUUUGACUGGUUAUCCACAAAGAGUUUCAAAAUCUAAGGCAAUAGUGAGGUUUAUGUUUCAUAAUCCAGAGGAUGUUAGAUGGUUUAAGCCAGUAGAUGUGUGGACUAAGUGUGGGCGAAGGGGCCGAGUAAAGGAGCCAGUUGGUACUCAUGGGGCUAUGAAGUGCAUUUUUGAUGGGGUGGUUCAACAGCAUGAUACUGUUUGCAUGAGCUUGUACAAGCGACUUUAUCCUGUGUGGCCAGAGCUCCAAGGCAUAUAGAUUGCAGGUUUGUUUUUGGGCUGCAUUAUAGAUUGUAAGAAGAAAAGUUUCAUUUGGAUAUUUACUUCAGUUUUGUUUUGUUGUAAUUUGGUUGUGAUCAAUUUGGUUUUUUUUUUUUUAGUCGGCAGCACCAGUUUUGUUUCUUUGAAUGGUUUUCUUUUAUGCCGAUUUGAUAUUAGCAGGCUGAGAUUUCAUUGCAAGGAUCAUUGAGCUAUUUAUUGUAGAAUUAUUUUCUUACUUGUUCUGGGAAUUAUCUA
Messenger RNA from Amborella trichopoda, 2926 nucleotides. Its product is annotated as pre-rRNA-processing TSR1-like protein. Gene Ontology annotation, cellular component: preribosome, small subunit precursor; nucleus. Gene Ontology annotation, molecular function: GTP binding; U3 snoRNA binding; GTPase activity. Gene Ontology annotation, biological process: ribosome biogenesis; endonucleolytic cleavage of tricistronic rRNA transcript (SSU-rRNA, 5.8S rRNA, LSU-rRNA); maturation of SSU-rRNA from tricistronic rRNA transcript (SSU-rRNA, 5.8S rRNA, LSU-rRNA). The record is from RefSeq and is a predicted model, not a curated record. Lineage: Eukaryota; Viridiplantae; Streptophyta; Magnoliopsida; Amborellales; Amborellaceae.